AUGCUAGCCGGCAAAUUUUCCCAUUCAUCUUUCUUCGUCCAGUGCCUUUUUGGGUGUCAGCAUCAUGGGCAAAUCCUGGAUGAGGAGAGGACAGCCUUAAUCGAACAGUUUCUGAUUUUGUUGCAAAGUUCUGCUACUCAUACCGACAAACUAGAGCAGGAAGACUCAAGAACCCCCGGAUUCUCAAGCACCAUCUUCGUGGCCUAUUGGCAGCAAGAGACGGAAUACCGAAAGUGGUGGAGAAGCGAACCAGUCAAGCAAUUCUGGAAUUCUCUCCCAGACAAUGCAGGCUUCUGGCGAGAAAAAUUGGCAUUCCCCGCCUCGAGAGUUUUGGCCGAGACCAAUCACCACAUCAAGAAUGGCUUUUCCCAUGUCGCAGACUUUGAGCCACUAGUUGAAAAAACCGGGUACUGGGGCUCAUAUCGUGAUCGUAUUGAAGAAUCGACCUCAGAUGACAAACUCUCCUCCCCGUUUGAACUUGCUGUCCCUACCGAAGAGCACCGGCCUCGGAUUAGUUUGGGACGUACCAUGAUCGAAAAAUUCCCAGACAAUAUUUGCUUUGUUGUUGAGGGUCAGGACUAUGGCUCCAUGGAUUCUACGGAACAGGACUACUGGUUUGAGAACUUGGAGAAUCUUUGCGAUGAUUGGGUCAUGACCACGAUCACCACGGGCCAUAAAGACGGCAUAUUGUCUGCUCGGCUAUGUCACGAGACUGCAAGCGGCCCAAUAAAGCCUACUGCCACAAAAAAUACAGUACUGAAGCCGAAAGCGUUGACAUUGAAUCGACGUGUACAAUACUUCUACUUUCUCGACAUGUCCUACAUGGAGCGAAUUGGUCGCAAGUACAAAACACAUGUCACACUUCGACGCAAGUUUAUGGAGGUAUACGGGCCAGGUGGUCCAAUGGAAGGUGGGAAACUGAUUUUGUGGGUAGAUCUGGGAAUCCUGAAAGGCCAUAAUAUGGAGGCUGAGUAUGUUGGAUGUUUUGAGGGAACUGGGUUCCUGGCUUAUAGGGAUCACCCUGGGUUUACCACCAAGGUAGACUUUGAGGAAGUGUAG
Messenger RNA from Penicillium nucicola, 1059 nucleotides. RefSeq names its product phenylacetaldoxime dehydratase family protein. The transcript has a single exon. NCBI's taxonomy places the organism in Eukaryota, Fungi, Ascomycota, Eurotiomycetes, Eurotiales, Aspergillaceae. The record is from RefSeq and is a predicted model, not a curated record. The coding region runs from base 1 to 1059 and encodes 352 amino acids.